AUCGUCGGAUAACUCAGAUGCACCAACUCCUCCCUCUGUCACAGCAACUCCCAUCACUAUAAAACUGCUAGAAGGCUCGCUUCUUAGGUCUCACCCUUUCGGAAAUAGGAAGCCUUCAAUCGCCUGUCCCAAGCUCUCUGUUUUUCACAAUACACCUCUCUCUCCAGGAAGCUGACAAUGCGAUAGAAUUGGAGGAAGAAAAGUGGGUCGAGGGCUCCAACUUUGUUGUUGUGAUUUCGUGCCAGUUUUUGGGGUGAGGGGGUGGGAUUGUGUUCGAUUUUAUUGAAGAAAUUGAAGCGGGAUCAAGAGGGGGAGGAGUAAAUUGGAAAUGGGGACGCGUAUGAAGAGGAAAUCGGGGAUUGUGAGGGUUUUGUGGGUGGUUUCGGCUGUUUUAGCUGCUUCGGUAAUGGCGGUGGUAGGAGGCGAGUUGGGGCUGGGGUACCGGGAAGGGGAGAGGCCGUACAGGGUGGCGUACGCGACGAUGAUGUACAUGGGGACGCCAAGGGACUACGAGUUCUUCGUCGCCUUGCGCGUGAUGCUGAGAUCCCUCACGCACCUCCGUGUCCAAGCUGAUCUCGUCGUCAUUGCCUCCGUCGAUGUUCCUCCCAGAUGGGUUCAGGCUCUGGAACAGGAAGAUGGGGCGAAGGUAGUAAAAGUGAAGAACCUGAACAAUCCAUAUGUGAAACAAGGCAAUUUUGAUAAGAGAUUUAAGUUGUCAUUGAAUAAAAUCUAUGCAUGGAGCUUGGUUGACUACGACAGGGUGGUCAUGCUGGAUUCUGAUAACCUGUUCCUACAAAAAACUGAUGAGUUGUUCCAAUGUGGCCAAUUUUGUGCAGUCUUCAUCAACCCUUGCAUCUUCCAUACUGGUCUUUUUGUGUUGCAGCCAUCAAUGGUAGUGUUCAAGAAUAUGCUGCAUGAGUUGGAGACUGAAAGAGAGAAUUCUGAUGGAGCAGACCAGGGUUUUAUUUGCAGCUAUUUCCCAGGGUUGCUUGAUCAGCCAAUGUUUCAUCCACCCUCUAAUGGCACCAAGCUUGACGGAAUCUACAGGCUUCCUCUGGGUUACCAAAUGGAUGCUUCUUAUUACUAUCUUAAACUCCGAUGGAGUGUACCCUGUGGGCCCAACAGCGUGAUUACUUUCCCCAGUGCACCCUGGUUGAAGCCAUGGUACUGGUGGUCAUGGCCUGUCCUACCAUUGGGCAUUGUAUGGCAUGAAAAACGUCAUCAAACACUCGGGUACAGCGCAGAGAUACCCUUGGCUUUGAUCCUUUCAGUGGUGUACAUUGGAGUAAUAGCAGUGACACGCCUAGCACGGCCCAGCCUCUCUAAGCUAUGCUAUCGGCGAUCCGACAAGGGCAUCUCAUUUGUGCAUAUUGGCCUCAAGCUAGUAGCUCUGUGGUCCAUUCUCACUGCCUACAUAGUCCCCUUCUUUCUUAUUCCCAGUACAAUUCACCCAGUAAUAGGCUGGACCCUGUACUUGCUUGGUACUUUCGCGCUUUCCUCCAUUACAGUUAAUGCAUUCCUGCUGCCCAUGCUUGCCGUUUUGACACCAUGGCUGGGGAUUUUUGGUGCCCUUCUGGUGAUGGCAUUCCCUUGGUACCCGGAUGGGGUUGUGAGAGCACUUGCAGUUUUUGCCUAUGCUUUCUGCUAUGCUCCGGUCGUGUGGGUUUCAUUAGUUAAAGUGAUGGCAUGUCUCCAGGUUUCCCUGGAAAGGGAGGUUUUCUUGCCGAGACUGGGCGAGUCUCCUCCGCCUCCUGGGUUUAACAAGCUGUACUGAAGCAAAUCCUGAACUAACCAACUUCCAACUUCAACUUGCAUCCAGGGAAGAUGGAUUUUCAUGACAGGCCUCAAGCAGUUGGUUGAAGGCUGAAGCUGCUUAUUCUUUUUGCUGGGAGAAGGAAUGAGGGUGAAAUUUUGAUUUUAGCUAGGCGCCUAGGCUUGGGUUGACUGGGCUGGGCUGCUCAUGCCGCAUUUGAAUGUAAUGUUAAAAUUUUACUGAAAAAUUCAUUGAAUAAGCAAAGGGAAGGAUAGCUCUCCAAAUUUGUUUAUUUUGGAAGUCAUCCCCACCUGGGCUGUACUAAUUUGUUUAUUCAAGAAGAGAAUGGGGAGAUUUUUUUUCAAUUAUUUGCCAUAGAAUGGAUGUACCAACUUCGUGUAACUUAUUUGAUAAUUUCGGGCUAGCUGAUUUGUUUUCUCUA
Messenger RNA from Malania oleifera, 2195 nucleotides. Its product is annotated as putative glucuronosyltransferase PGSIP8. The transcript has 5 exons. Gene Ontology annotation, molecular function: glycosyltransferase activity. The coding region runs from base 329 to 1774 and encodes 481 amino acids. The record is from RefSeq and is a predicted model, not a curated record. Lineage: Eukaryota; Viridiplantae; Streptophyta; Magnoliopsida; Santalales; Ximeniaceae.